AGUAUUUUGCCGUAUUUCAAAACAAAAGCAUGUGAAUACAUCAAGUCAUGAGUUAAUUAACACUAUAAUAAUAUUAUCGCCAAACCGGCUGUGAUUUUCAACAUGAUUUUGUUUAUUAGUAACUGUGGGGUACCUUAUCUUGACAAAUGUUAUCUACUAUAAGAACAAUAGUUUUUCAACAGUUUAGUGGUUAUGAUUACUGUAGUUAGAGUGUUAAUGUUUUUAUUAUAAAUUAAAAUUCUGGAGUUAUGCUAAUUAUUGGCAAAAAGUAUGUAAUUUUUUGGCGAAUAAUAUAAGGUCCAGCUCAAGACAUAGUUGCUUCUUCAUAUCGAUCAUUUGAUUUUAAAAUGGACACAAGUGAUAGUGGACACAGCGACAUUGGGGAAGAACUUGUACAACACGAUAAACAUGGCUUGGGAUACCAGAAUACGUUGAUGUAUGGCCGGUAUAGCCGGCAAUUAGGAGAAUACGCAAAACUUGAAGCAUUGAAAGCACAAGAAAAACAGAGAAUAAAAGAAGAAAAAGCUCGAAAAAAGGAACUCAGAGGUUAUCAAGGAAAAUUAGUCAAAUUUAUAUCUUUCUUAUGGAGACAUACAUUUGCCAGAUUGGGAGAAGAUUGGGUUUUCUUAGCUCUUUUAGGUGUAAUCAUGGCUUUUUUAAGUUUUUUAAUGGACAGAGGAGUGUCGAUGUGUAAUAAUGCUAGACUGUGGUUAUAUAAAGACUUAUCUCAUCACCCCGGUAUACAGUAUCUCGCUUGGGUCAUCCUUCCUACGACUUUGGUUCUAUUUAGUGCUGGCUUCGUUCAGCUUGUAGCACCACAGGCUAUAGGUUCAGGCAUACCAGAAAUGAAAACUAUCCUCAGGGGUGUCGCUUUGAAGGAAUAUUUAACAUUCCGAACGCUUAUUGCCAAAAUUAUUGGUUUGACUGCCGUAUUAGGAAGUAGUAUGCCGGUAGGAAAAGAAGGUCCUUUCGUCCAUAUCGCUAGUAUUUCAGCAACGUUGCUUAGUAAACUAGUGACUGGAUUCCAAGGUAUAUAUGAAAAUGAAAGUAGAACCACCGAAAUGUUAGCAGCUGCGUGUGCUGCUGGAGUAGCGAGUUGUUUCGCGGCACCUGUAGGAGGUGUUCUUUUCAGUAUAGAAGUAACUACAGUUUAUUUCGCAGUAAGGAACUAUUGGAGGGGCUUUUUUGCAGCAGUUUGUGGUGCAUCUACAUUUAGACUUCUAGCAGUUUGGUUCCAGAAAGCUGAAACAGUAACUGCAGUUUACAGAACAAAUUUCUAUAUGGACUUUCCCUUUGAUCCUCAAGAGCUGUUUGUUUUCGCAUUACUAGGAGCCUUCUCUGGUCUUGGUGGAGCUUUCUACGUAUGGGUGCAUCGCCAGUACGUAAUUUACAUGCGAAAGAAUAAAAGUCUCAACAAAUUUCUUAGCAAAAAUCGCUUUUUGUAUCCGGGCAUCAUUUCCCUUCUUGUAGCAAGUCUUUCUUUUCCGUUGGGACUGGGUCAGUUUAUAGCAGGAGAAUUGACAACCCAUGAACAAGUAGCUGCACUGUUUAGCAACGUUACUUGGACUGACGAAAAUGUGACGAUAUCCGAACAGCAAAUGAUUGAUAAAUGGAAAACGCCCUGGACUGGAGUUCUAGUCAAUUUAGUGUGUGUUUUGAUAUUUAAUUUCAUUACGUCUAUAGUAUGCUCAACAUUACCAGUACCAAGUGGCAUAUUCAUCCCAGUAUUCAAAAUCGGAGCUACCAUUGGUAGACUUAUUGGAGAAUUAAUGCAUUUGUGGUUUCCAUCAGGAAUGCGUUAUGGUGGUAAAGUAGCUAAGAUAAUUCCUGGUGGGUACGCUACAGUUGGAGCUGCGGCAUUCAGUGGCGCCGUGACCCACACAAUUUCUGUAUCUGUGAUAGUUUUUGAAAUGACUGGACAAAUUACGCAUCUUAUACCAAUAAUGAUAUCAGUUUUAAUAUCUAACGCCAUUGCUAGUCUUUUAGCACCGAGUAUAUAUGAUAGCAUUAUAGUUAUUAAGAAGUUGCCUUAUUUACCAGAUUUGUUGCCAAGUAUCAGUGGUAUUUAUAAUAUUUAUGUAGAAGAUUUUAUGGUGAGAGAUAUAAAAUAUAUAUAUUAUGGAAUGACUUAUGAUCAAUUGAAAACUAUUCUAAAAGAAAAUAGAAGACUCCAAAGUUUUCCGUUAGUUGAUAAACCUGAUAGUAUGGUUCUUCUGGGUUCCAUACGAAGACUUCACCUCAUACAAUUGAUAGAAAAACAGAUUGGGAGAGAACGAAGAAUGCAGGUAGCAGCUGUACGAAAAAAAGAAGCUGAAGAAAAAGCUAAAGAGGAAGAAGAGAGAAAGAGACGCCCGUCCAGAUUUGAAGUAGUUCCUGCCCCAGAUGCGCUCCAGAAACAAACUUCGUUAGAUUUAGAAAAACCUCUUUUCAAUCCUGCAUAUGGCUCCCAACCCAAAAAAUCGAUACUUAAAAAAACUAGUUCUGUAACUCUGAAAGGAUUCUCGCCAUUUUCAAGUAGUAGUCCUACAAGUACUCCAUACUCUACUGUAACUGGAGCAGAAAGUAGAUUUAAAUCAGCUUUUGAUUCCAUAUUCCGAAAAAGUUACUUCGGAGGAAGUGAAGAAAGUGCCAAUGGUAGUUUAUUAAGAACAGCUUCAUGGGGCAGAAGACCUCAAAUAUUACCUCUAAGUCAACAUAGCUUUAAAAAAGUACAAUUGCCAAAAGAACGUGUAUGUGAUAUGAGUCCAGAAGAUCAAAAGAAGUGGGAAGAAGAACAAAUGUCUCUACCGGUAGAGUUCAUUUGCCAUAUAGAUCCUGCUCCCUUCCAGUUAGUAGAGAGAACGUCUCUAUUGAAAGUCCAUUCCAUAUUUUCCAUGGUAGGAGUGAACCACGCCUACGUAACUGCUAUAGGAAAACUUGUUGGUGUAGUGGGGUUAAAAGAACUUCGACAAGCGAUCGAAGAUGCUAACGCUGGUAAUUUACCAGCCAGUGUACUUGACAUAAAUGGGGGAAUAAGUGUAAACGAUGUGAAAGAUGAUGUAGGUGAACCUUCUAAUACUACAAGUUUAAUGGUCGGUGAUUCAGAAGUGUAAUUAUACAAUUUUCUAAAAAAUCCAACUUUAGCUGGAAUUGGAGAAUGUUCCAAUUUUUAAUUUGAGAAUAUGUUCAGUUAGCUCAAUGAUUACAAUAAUAUACCAAAACCAUGUCUGAUACUGCAGUCUAAGCUUAAAAUAUUGGUUCGAUCCAGCAACAUGUAACUGGUAAGACCAGAUAUGCGAACACUUGUUAUUGGAAUCUAACAAUAAACUAUUAUUAUAAAAUCUAAAAUUCAAAAGUUAAUUAUUAUGCAAGAAUAUUUCCAAAUUUUUUUAUUGAGGAUAAAGUAGAAAAAUAGAAGACAAUAAUCUCAAAAGAUUUCAUUUUAAUUUCAAAAAAUAAAAUAAUUCAAUCAGAGUAAACUUGAUGUAAAUUUUUCUUCUACUCAUCUACUAGUGCCAAUAUGUAAUUCAAAAACAGAAUUUACAUUCUCUAUUUUAUAGAUUGUCCUACAUCAAACAUGUCAUAGUUGAGAAUAAGCUUCAGUAUUUUAGAUAUGCAUUUGAUUUUUAAUAUUUCAGUAACAGUUAGGUAGCAAUAUUUUGCGUUCUAUUAAAAUACUGAGCCUGGGUCUUCAACAUAAUUUGCUGUAAAUCAAUCCUCACGUGAUGAUAGGCUGAAAAAAUAUAAAAAUCACCUAACGCAUUAUCUACACAUGGUUUACGAUAUACUCAAACAUUUUUUCCACUUUUUUUACACUUAUUGUUACUCUUCUUUUUAUCUACAUUUCGUAAGCUUGUAUCCACUAUCUCCCGAAUCUACCAUUUAUCUCAAUACAUUUUUGGUUCAUCUCAAGUCCAGUGCUCUAACGACAUGCAUAAUCACCAUUGUUCAACUACCGUAACCUAACCUAACCAUUUUAUCUUUUCCCAUAUAAUUGUUUCUACUCCAUAUUCAUUCUUCUUCGUCUAUUUCUUUUUAUUUUGUAUGCAUUUGCCAGUCCAAAAUUUAAAAGCAAUCGUCUUUCUCGUUUGAUGAUUUUAUUUUCCUCCCUUCUACUCUUAUCUCUUGCAUUAUACAGUGAGGUAGGCAGAUUAACGUCCUGUAUAUUCUGAGCUUGGUAUUGUUUUAAAUGUUCUCCAAUUUCAAUCCUAUUCUGGAAAACAGUAUGUCUUAAAUUUUGGAUCUGUUUUCGAGCUCAACUGGCCAUUUUAGAUAUGUAUGUAUUGGAAAUGAUAAUUUAUAAAUAUGACCAUAACGUGUUUUUAUGUAUAUAUGUUUUUUAAUUAAUUUCAUUCAAAUUGAAAUUUGUAAUUGUAUAUUUCAAGAAAAAAAGGGAAAAGAUAAUGUGGAAAAUCUAUAUAGUUGCUUUUUAUCUUCACAUCAGGUAAAUAAAUGUAAAAAAAUAUGAUAUAGUCACAAAAAAAAUAAAUUUGGUUUGAGAAACACUAAUUUUUUGACGAAAAUGGUUACUGUGCCGUCCAUUGAAAUAGUAAAAUAAGUUGUGAUUUUGUCGGAAUGCAACACUAACACCAUUUUAUGAAAGAGAAAUAACUUCACUACAAUAACUCUAUCUUCUCUUAAAAAAAGGAGAAUAGUUUAUCAACCUAGCUCAAUUGAUAACUUUACUAAAAUUAUUAGUAUCAAACAAUGAUGGGUAUCCUUAUAAACAUAGAUAUGAUAUUAAUGAUCAUAUGUAUUUAUGAUAAAAUAUUAAAGAUACUCAUAUUAUUUAAUCGUAUUCAUUGAUAUGUGUAUUGAACUUAGUUUGAAGCGUGGAUAGAUGGGUUAUGUUUUUGUAAUAUUGAACUAGUGGCGUAGUGUGGACUAAUAUAAACGUGGACAGAUUCGCAUCAGCAAGGAUCGUUUUCUUUUUUUCCAAGAUCUACCUAAUGAAUUCAUCUUAUCAAAUAAAUGCUUUGAUACGACAUGUUUACUAAUGAUAGUAUAAAAAUAUAAAUGAAUGAUGAGAUAAUAUUAAAAAACAUAUAAAUUGGAACAAAAGUUUUAUUUUAUAACUUGAGUGAUUUUAUUUUUGUACAAAAAUAAUGGUCUUCGACUUUUUGUUUUACUGAAGCCUUCGAAUAAGGAUUUGUAAUCAAUUUUUGCUGCUAAAUCUACUUAGAUUGAGAGUUUUGCUAAACUAGAUAGUCGGUCCCGCUUCAUAUUCUCUCUUAAGUAGUUUUUAAUAAUUUUUAACUCCUUUCUGUGAAAGCUGUACUUAUAGGCAUAGUCCACAUAAUUCUAAUACCAAUGUAACCAUUAGAAUAAAUAUCUUCCAGUUAAUGGCGUCUUUCAUGGAGAUAGGUUAGGUUAGGUUUUUCGUAAAGUUAAUAAGAUUCUAUAUCUUUGCUUCCUCCAUCUUGAAGUACUAGAUGUAAAUCAUUACAGUGCUUUAAAAGCUUGAUAUUUCGCAAAGAUUUUAAAUUAUUUAUUUGUACAAGUGCAGUGAAUUUGUGUUAAUGACUUGUAUCGUUAAUCAUUGUAAUAAAAAAAUCAAAUCUGAAUCUACUUUCACGGAAUCAUGGGUCGUGGGCGAUGGCCCACUUCGCUCACGUCUAGCUACGCCACUAAAACUAGUAUUAAAAGAAGUGGUGGAAUAAAUAAAUAUAACUUCUGAAUUGGCAAUUGGUUAAUUUUGCUGAUAUAAACUCAUAUCUACCCGUAAGUCAAUAAUAACAACUUGAGUUGUUUCUCCUACAUUAAUGAUGUGAAUUUCAAAAUAGUAUAAUGACGUAUUAAUUCUCCAUUAGGUAUUUUUUAAUUCCUCCAAUUUUCUUGCCUCAUAUUUUGGAUUAUAUAACAUUUAGAUCGAGUCAUAAAACCUUGUCACAUAUACCUUCAGAAUAGUUAUCCUCAGUAAAGAACGAACAAACUAAUACUCUACUAUUAAUAGUGGAGAAUAACUAUUAAAAUUGUACAGUUUAGUAAAUCCAUAAACAAUUAUCAUUAUUUUAACCUUUCCAUAUAUUCACCCAUUCCACGCUUCAUCAACUGUUCAUUAUAGCUUCUGCUGAACCUGUACAAAGUUAUCUAUAUAUUUUUGUUAAAUACCCUCUUUAAGGAUUAUAGAAUUUGUAUUGAUUGUUACACAAUAUGAACUUUUCACUAUACAAAAAUAUGGUACUGAAUCUUUCAGUAAGUCCUGUAAUUACGUAUAGACGUGAAAUGUUGAUAUUCAGAUUUUAUACUAAUAGUCACAUAAAGUGAUUUAAUUUUAUAACGAUUUAAAUUGUUAUUUCUACGUUAUUGUUACAUUUUUUCGUUAUGUUGAUCAAAUUAUUAUUUAAUAUGGUGAUAUUUGCGAGUUGUGAUCAAUUUUAGACAUAUUUUGAAUAAAGUGAAUGUAAGAGUU
Molecule: messenger RNA, 6391 nt
Organism: Diorhabda sublineata
Lineage: Eukaryota; Metazoa; Arthropoda; Insecta; Coleoptera; Chrysomelidae
Product: chloride channel protein 2-like
Exons: 17
Coding region: 348-3092 (914 amino acids)
Biological process (GO): transmembrane transport; chloride transport
Cellular component (GO): membrane
Molecular function (GO): voltage-gated chloride channel activity
Source: RefSeq, a predicted model, not a curated record